Messenger RNA from Lingula anatina, 2408 nucleotides. RefSeq lists its product as uncharacterized. The record is from RefSeq and is a predicted model, not a curated record. Lineage: Eukaryota; Metazoa; Brachiopoda; Lingulata; Lingulida; Lingulidae.
UUUGGGCUCGCGCCAUAUUGGUAGACCGGAAAAUGGCGUCGAGCACGAUUAACAUGAGGAGAGUUAGGGUGAAAGAUACGAAGACAAACGCCGUUUCAAAUCAGGAAAACAACUUUCACAGUUAUAAGUUAAGUCUACCUGCACCAGAAAGGAAGAGGUAUGAGGACAAGUUGGGCAUUAUAGACGGUAAAGACCCAUAUGAAACUACCACAUGGUCAACAGAUGCCGGGCUCCUUCCAGAAGUUACAUACAUGGACAUUGUGAACUAUUUACUUUUUACUACGAGCUAUUAUUCCCAAGAGCAAUUGAAAUGUUAUAAAGGACUGGAAGCUUAUAAUCAGUUUGUGUGUGGUUGGGUUAGAGAUGUCGGGAGUGUGGAAGUCGGAGGAAAAAUUGUUACAUCUGCCAAGGUACUCCACUCCCAGCGGAUGAACGAAAAGCCCCUUAGGCCAUGGGUGAUUGUUGAAAAAGAUGGAAGAGUGGUUGCUGGCCAUUGCACUUGCAUGGCCGGCCUGGGAGAGGCCUGCACACAUGUUGCAUCACUUCUAUUUUACAUGGAAGCUUCUGUGAAAAUUAGGAACUCCCUGACUGUCACUCAGGAAAAAGCCUAUUGGAAACUACCAAAGCCUUUUGGGUCUGUUACGUAUGACAAACUUAAGAACCUGGAUUUCACAUCAGCAACUAAAAUGAAAAGAAGACUUGAUGCCGUCAUCACUGAAGACAGCCCUACAGCUCCUCUGCAGAAAAAACAAAUAACAACUCCACCUUCAGACAGCAGAUUGACAAAUUUUUUUGCGAAAUUAAGCCAAGGAACCUCCCGACCAGCAAUAUUAUCAAUAGUGCCAGAACACUCAGAACAGUUUAAACCAAAUAUCAUGACUGGACAGUAUCCUCUUGUUUUGACUGAACUCUACAACAAAGACACUAAUGAUAUGAGUUAUAGUGAAGUCCUCACGUUAUGUGAUGGAGUGAAUAUUUCUGUGACUAAAGCCCAAGCAGAAAAAGUGGAACAUAUGACAAAAGCACAGGCCCGCAGUAAACACUGGCAGCGUUUCCGUGCAGGCAGAGUGACAGCAAGCAACAUGGGUGAUGUUUGCCACACAAAUCCAGCCAGCCCAUCCGUCAGCCUCAUCACAAAUAUCUGCUACCCCAACAGGAGAUCUUUUUCUUCAGAAGCGACGACAUGGGGGCGUUCCCAAGAGAGUGUUGCACUGGAAGCUUUUAUGACACAGGAGUGUGGUGCCCACAGUGAUGCCUACCUGACAGAGUGUGGUUUAAUUAUUUCCACAGAAAAUCCACACAUUGCAGCAACUCCAGACAGCCUUUUCCAUUGCUCUUGUUGUGGUGUUGGUGUUGUCGAAGUGAAAUGCCCUUAUGUUAAAAAGGACUGUACUCCGCAAGAAGCGGCAGAGGACAGGUCUUUCUGUCUGAGGAAAUGCGAGGAUGGCACAUUGCAGCUGAAGAAAAACCAUAAGUUUUUUUACCAGGUGCAGACACAGAUGGCAGUUGCCCAAGUUGAGUGUGCUUUUUUUGUGGUGUGGACAAAGAAAGGCAUCCACGUAGAGAGGAUAUUGUUUGACACUGACUUUUGGAACAAUAUUUUAGCCAAAGCCAACCAUGUCUUCCGCAAAGCUAUCCUUCCAGAGCUUGUGGGCAAGUUUUUUACCAGAGGUCCCAGCAGUGUGCUCAGUGACGUCACCAACAAAGUGACUGAUAAAGAUGUAUGGUGUUUUUGUAGGGAUACUGAGCAUGGAAAUAUGAUUGGGUGCGAUGCCAGUGACUGUGAAAUAACGAUGUUGUCUGAUACUGGUACCCAAGCAGCGUCCACAGACCCCAACAUUGGUGUCAAUGUCGGUGUGGGCGUUACUGGAGCGAUAGUGCUGAUGUUAAUUGUUGUUAUAGUUGUUGUAUUCGUCAAGCGUAAACGAAAACAGCGCCACACCUCCCAGCCAUCCAAGGCCAUUAACGCUGAUCACAGUGACAUCUCAGAGUUAUACCAAAACAAUUUGAGUCCGCAAAGCAGUGCUGGCAGGGAUCACGAGUAUGUGUCACUGGAGGCCAAACCCACGUCAACAGCUAGCCGCGUGGCUGAGUAUGUCAACGUUAAUGACAGCGAUUAUACUGUUCUGCACACUGCAGGAAACGAAACUAACGACAGGCAUCCAACACCUGCUGACGUGGAUCACUGCGACACUUUAGAGUUCAAUCAGAACAGUUUGAGUCCGCCAAGCAGUGCUGAUAGGGAUCACGAGUAUAUGUCACUAGAGGCCAAAACUAUGACAACAGAUAACAAUGUGGCUGAAUAUGCCAACGUCAAUGACAGCACAUAUACUGCUCUUUGCUUGUCAGCAAACGAAACUAAACAACGACAUCCAACAGCUGCUGGAGUACAUCAGAACAAAGUGUAA